Messenger RNA from Protobothrops mucrosquamatus (brown spotted pit viper), 4508 nucleotides. RefSeq names its product importin 11 (gene IPO11). The transcript has 30 exons. The record is from RefSeq and is a predicted model, not a curated record. Gene Ontology annotation, cellular component: nuclear envelope; cytosol. Lineage: Eukaryota; Metazoa; Chordata; Lepidosauria; Squamata; Viperidae. Gene Ontology annotation, biological process: protein import into nucleus. Gene Ontology annotation, molecular function: small GTPase binding. The coding region runs from base 90 to 3017 and encodes 975 amino acids.
AGGCUGGUGGCGCGAGCUUCGGAAGCAGCGGGAGGCGCGUGCGCCAGACUGAGGACGCCCGAGAAGGAGCUCCGGCUUCACCGAUUUUCAUGGAUCUCCAUAGUGCCAGUAAUGUUGUUCUUCAAGUCUUGACCCAAGCUACUAGUCAAGAUACUUCUGUAUUAAAACCAGCAGAGGAACAACUGAAACAGUGGGAGACACAACCAGGUUUCUAUUCAGUUUUGUUGAAUAUAUUCACCAACCACAAUCUGGACAUAAAUGUGAGGUGGUUGGCUGUUCUGUACUUCAAAAAUGGAAUUGACCGCUAUUGGAGACGAAUGGCAGUACAUGCUCUGUCAGAAGAAGAGAAAUCUACUCUGCGUGCAGGACUUAUUGCUAAUUUCAAUGAACCAGUAAAUCAGAUUGCCACACAAAUUUCUGUACUGAUUGCAAAAGUUGCUAGGCUGGAUUGUCCUAGACAAUGGCCAGAACUUAUUCCUACCCUUGUAGAAUCUGUUAAAAUUCAAGAUGACCUUCGCCAGCAUAGAGCUUUACUUACCUUCUAUCAUGUUACAAAGACUUUAGCAUCUAAACGGCUUGCUGCAGAUAGAAAACUUUUCUAUGAUUUAGCUUCUGGAAUUUAUAGUUUUACCUGUUCCUUGUGGAAUCAUCAUACAGAUACAUUCCUUCAACAGAUUUGUGUUAGAGAUGAAACAACUAUGAGUAAUUCAUUAGAAAGAACUCUGUUAUCAUUGAAAGUGCUUCGCAAAUUGACAGUUCAUGGGUUUGUGGAGCCUCAUAAAAACAUAGAAGUGAUGGGAUUUCUUCAUGCAGUAUUUGUACGAUUAAAACAAUUUUUGGAAUGUAGUAAAAACAUAGAAACAGAUAAUGCCUGUAGGGAUCGGCUAGAAAAGACUAUAAUUCUUUUCACUAAAGUGCUUUUAGACUUCUUGGACCAACAUCCAUUUUCAUUCACGUCUCUAAUUCAGAGAUCAUUGGAAUUUUCUGUAAGCUGUGUUUUCACAGAGGCUGGAGAAGGAGUUGUUUUUGAGCGUUUCAUUGUCCAAUGCAUGAAUCUGAUUAAGAUGAUUGUCAAAAAUUAUGCUUAUAAGCCAUCCAAAAAUAUAGAAGAAAGCAGUCCUGAAACUCUUGAAGCUCAUAAAAUAAAGGCAUCAUUCUUUACAUAUCCAACAUUAACGGAGAUAUGCAGGAGGCUAGUUACUCAGUACUUCUUGUUAACUGAGGAAGAACUAACAAUGUGGGAAGAGGAUCCUGAAGGCUUUAUUGUUGAAGAAACAGGAGGUGAUUCUUGGAAAUAUAGUAUUCGGCCAUGCACGGAAGUGCUUUUCAUUGAUAUUUUUCAUGAAUAUAAUCAAACGCUUACUCCAGUUCUUCUAGAAAUGGUUCAUUCCUUACAAGGGCCCACCAACAUGGAUGAUACUCAUGCUCUUCUGAUUAAAGAUGCUGUGUACAAUGCAGUUGGACUAGCGGCAUAUGAACUCUUUGAUAGUGUGGAUUUUGAUCAGUGGUUUAAAACCCAGCUAUUAGCUGAAUUGCAAGUCACUCAUAACAGGUAUAAACCAAUACGGCGGCGAGUGAUCUGGCUAAUUGGACAAUGGAUUUCUGUGAAAUUCAAGUCUGAUUUGAGACCUAUAUUGUAUGAAGCAAUCUGUAAUUUGCUUCAAGAUGAAGAUUUAGUGGUCCGUAUUGAGACAGCAACAACAUUGAAACUUGCAGUGGAUGAUUUUGAAUUUAGGACUGAUCAGUUCUUACCAUACUUGGAAUCUAUGUUUACAUUGCUCUUUAAACUUCUUCAAGAAGUUAGAGAAUGUGAUACAAAGAUGCAUGUCCUCCAUGUUCUCUCCUGUGUAAUUGAAAGAGUCAAUAUGCAGAUAAGACCUUAUGUAGCGUGCUUGGUUCAGUAUUUACCUCUACUUUGGAAACAAAGUGAAAAACACAAUAUGCUGAGAUGUGCUAUUCUUACUACCCUAAUUCAUCUUAUCCAGGGUCUAGGAGCAGAAAGCAAGAAUCUUUACAGUUUUCUGCUCCCAGUUAUUCAGCUAAGUACUGAUGUUAGCCAGCCUCCUCAUGUGUAUCUCCUAGAAGAUGGAUUAGAAUUAUGGCUAGUAACGUUAGAGAAUAGUCCUUGCCUAACUCCAGAGCUGUUGCGAAUAUUCCAGAACAUGUCAGCUCUUCUUGAAUUAAGUUCAGAAAACAUCCGAACUUGCUUUAAGAUCAUCAAUGCUUAUCUUUUUUUAUCUUCAUCUGAAUUUCUUCAGAUCUAUUCAUCUGAUCUCUGCAGAUCAUUUUGUGAGAUCUUAAAAAAUGUAACUACUGAAGGUCAAGUUCAAGUUCUGAAGGUUGUUGAAAAUGUUUUCAAAGUGAAUCCAGUGCUGGGUCCUGAAAUGUUUCAACCUCUUUUGCCAUCUGUGGUUCGUGGAAUUAUACAGGGGGAGAGAUACCCAGUUGUAAUGUCAACUUACUUGGGAGUCAUUGGUAGAGUCUUGUUGCAAAAUAAAAGUUUUUUCUCAUUGCUCCUAAACCAGAUGGCUUGUGAAUUUAACCAAGAACCAGACCAUCUCCUUGGGCACAUAAUUGAAAUGUGGGUUGAUCGCAUGGAUAAUAUAACACAGCCAGAGAGAAGAAAGCUUUCAGCUUUGGCUUUGCUUUCAUUACUGCCAUCAGACAAUAGUAUUGUCCAAGAUAAAUUUUGUGGUAUCAUAAAUAUUUCAGUUGAAGGGUUGCAUGAUGUUAUGACUGAAGAUAUAGAAACAAGAACAUUCAAAGAUUGCAUGUUGAUGUCUAGUUUUGAAGAACCAAAAGUGAUAGAAGAAGAAGAGCCACCUACAGAACAGGACAAAAGAAAAAAGAUGCUUGCACUAAAGGAUCCAGUACACUCUGUGUCACUGCAGCAAUUUGUAUAUGAGAAACUAAAAGCACAGCAGGAAUUGCUGGGAGAACAAAGCUUUCAAGCUCUUAUGGAAACUGUAGAUACAGAAAUAGUUGCUCAACUACAAGACUUCUUACAAGGAUUCUGAAUAAGUGGAGACAAAGCUUGUAUCUUCAACAUAGAGGCAAACUGAACAGCUUUUCAUCUCAUUACAAAAUCGCUUAAAUAGGGAGUUUGAAACUAAGAGAUGGCUCAGCUUUUUUUAAUUAAAACACAAUAGAGAUAAUAUAUACUAUUUCUGAUAGUUUUACUGUCUUUUUCCUACAUACUGUAACCUAUAAUUGAAAAACUUGCAAAAAAAGAUUCUCUAAACCUAGAUUUUUAAUUUACCAUUGGCGGAAUGAUGAUGACUUUGAACUCAGAAUCAUGAAUUCUUCUCAAUAAUAAUAAUAAUAAUAUCUACACAUAUUUUUUCUGUAAGGAUAUUAGCUUACUUAGGUUGCCUUAUACUAUUGCUAACUAUUAAAACUGCUAUAACAUGUAAGAUUUUAAAUUAAAUUUUGUAGUAGGAAAGGAUGUCAAGCAGUCAAACAGACAUAUGCUCCACAAGCAAUUCAGCUGUAUAAAUAGUGGAAAGUAUUACUGUGAUUUCCUCUAUGGGGAGUUGAAUACUAGUCUUUUGCAUGAAAAGAAGUAAUGAAGUCAUUCUGUUGUUUUAAAAUUAUUUUGUUGAACCAUUUACAAGAAAUUAAUUUGGUUUGAUUUGAUUUUAGAUCCAAGAACUGUUUUGAUCAAUGCUUUUUUCCUUUGAUAAUCCAAUUGAUCUCUGAUCUCUUUGCAAGAUGAAUUUACAAUAUGAUUUGAAUAAUUUUUUAUUGUAUAAAGAUGUUCUCUUCAAAGGGUUAAGAAUAGUGAACCCUGUACUAUUUUUAUGUCUUAACUGAAUUAUUCUAGGAUAAUGCUAAAGGUAAAAUAUUAAAAAUUUCAGAAGAGAACUUAAAGAUUGCAGGUCAGGGAGGUGGGUUGAAAAAGAUUUUGAUUUGAAAUAUUAUAAAAAAAUAAAAUAAAAAUGAAUAAAAUAUGCAACUUCUCUUUCUCUAUGUUCCCUGGCCCAUUUCACAUUUUUCUCUCACGUUUCCUAUUUUAAGGAGAGGCACUUUUUUUAUUUUUAGGCAAGGCUUCUUAUGCCUGUCUAACUUUCGUUGUAAGGAUUUUUUAAAGUACAUUUGACAAAAUACUAAUAAGAUUGUAUAAUACAAUAUGACAACUAUAAGUAAUUGAAGAUUACUUAUUGAAGAAGUGAAGAUCUGUAAACUGCAGGUUAUUAAGUAUACUAAAUUCUAAUGUUUUCAAAUUAUAAAACUAAACAUUUUAAUUAAUUUUUCCAGAAAGAAAUAUCUUUUGAUUCAUUUUGUGUUCUUUUCUAAACAUAAAGGGCAUAUCGGUAAUUGAGAAUCAGUGCUUCAUUUAAUACACUUGUUGCAGAUAUAAAGAAUGGCAGUGCAAUGCAUAUUUAAAUAGUAAAAUUGUCAUUCAGUAUUCUGUAUUACAAAUCCCAUCACCUUGGAUAUGUCUGUAAUGUGAAAAUAUUGCAGGAUUAAGACCAUAAUGAUGUAUUCCAAAUCAAUAAAAUCCAAAA